Molecule: messenger RNA, 3407 nt
Organism: Corylus avellana
Lineage: Eukaryota; Viridiplantae; Streptophyta; Magnoliopsida; Fagales; Betulaceae
Product: kinesin-like protein KIN-7K, chloroplastic
Biological process (GO): microtubule-based movement
Molecular function (GO): microtubule binding; microtubule motor activity; ATP binding
Source: RefSeq, a predicted model, not a curated record
UGAUUAGCUCACUUGGCUCGCUCACUCAGUCUUAGAUCUGACUCUCUGAGCUCGAAGAAGAUCUUCCUCUAAUCUCUAUAAAGCUCACUUUUUCUGCACAUUACUCGAUUUGGUCCGUCUGAUUUCUUUUAAAGUAAUGGCGUCAAAGCAAAGAUCGAAAUUGAAGAAAUUGACUUCGAGCGGCUCUAAAGCUGCUAAUACUCCUUCAUCUUCAACUACGUCAUCUUCGAAGCAGUAUGUGGACACAUCUAUUGAUGGCCAGAGUUCUCCAGCAUCUUCAUCAGCUCGAAGUAAGCCUCAGUACUUUUACACAGAGAGUUUACCUUUGGAUACAGAGAGAUCCAAAGAAAAUGUCACAGUGACGGUUCGGUUUCGUCCUCUAAGUCCAAGGGAAAUCCGUCAAGGAGAGGAGAUUGCAUGGUAUGCAGAUGGUGAAACUGUUGUGCGGAAUGAGCAUAACCCAUCAAUAGCUUAUGCAUAUGAUCGAGUAUUUGGCCCUACUACUACAACUCGUCAUGUCUAUGAUGUUGCUGCUCAGCAUGUUGUUAGUGGCUCUAUGGAAGGAAUCAAUGGUACCAUUUUUGCAUAUGGGGUGACAAGCAGUGGGAAGACCCACACUAUGCAUGGUGAUCAGAGGUCCCCUGGAAUUAUACCACUGGCAGUGAAGGAUGCUUUUAGCAUCAUCCAAGAGACUCCAAAUCGAGAGUUUCUUCUUCGCGUGUCAUACUUGGAGAUCUACAAUGAGGUUAUUAAUGACUUGUUGAACCCAGCAGGACAGAAUUUAAGAAUUAGAGAGGACGCUCAGGGCGUCUUUGUUGAAGGAAUAAAGGAAGAAGUUGUAUUAUCCCCUGCUCAUGCCCUUUCCCUUAUUGCUGCUGGAGAAGAGCACAGACAUGUGGGAUCCACAAAUUUUAACUUACUCAGCAGCAGGAGCCAUACAAUAUUUACGCUGACAAUUGAGAGCAGUCCAUGUGGUGAAAAUAGUGAAGGGGAAGCUGUAAGCCUGUCACAACUGAACCUCAUCGAUCUGGCAGGUUCUGAGAGCUCAAAAGCAGAAACUACUGGUGUGAGACGGAAAGAAGGAUCCUAUAUUAAUAAGAGUCUCCUAACACUUGGAACUGUUAUAUCUAAGUUAACAGAUGCGAGAGCUACUCAUAUACCAUACAGAGACUCUAAAUUGACCAGACUUCUUCAGUCCUCACUAAGUGGUCAUGGACGCGUAUCACUUAUUUGCACUGUCACUCCUUCAUCAAGCAGUUCAGAAGAGACACAUAAUACGCUGAAAUUUGCACACCGUGCCAAACACAUUGAAAUCCAAGCAGCACAAAACAAGAUUAUUGAUGAGAAAUCACUUAUCAAAAAAUAUCAAAAUGAGAUUCGUUCUUUAAAGGAAGAGUUAGAUCAGUUGAAGAAGGGUAUUGUUACAGUUCCUCAACUGAAAGAUACUGGAGAAGAUGACUUUGUGCUCUUAAAACAAAAGCUAGAAGAUGGUCAAGUCAAGCUGCAAUCACGAUUGGAACAAGAAGAAGAUGCUAAAGCUGCUUUAUUAGGCAGAAUUCAACGGUUGACAAAAUUAAUUUUGGUCUCCUCAAAACCUUCACAAUCAUCAAGAUUUCCUCACCGACCUAGUCUUAGAAGAAGACAUUCCUUUGGGGAAGAGGAGCUAGCAUACCUACCACACAAAAGGCGGGACUUGAUUUUAGAUGAUGAAAACAUUGAUUUGUAUGUUUCUCUCGAGGGGAAUGCUGAAACCACUGAUGAUACCCUUAAGGAGGAGAAAAAGACCCGGAAGCAUGGGCUGCUAAACUGGUUAAAGCUACGGAAACGAGAUAGUGGCUUGGGGACUUUGACAAGCCCCAGUGACAAAUCAAGUGGAAUAAAAUCUAUGAGUACACCUUCAACACCUCAAGCAGAAAGUAGUAAUCUCCAGACAGAAGCCAGACUUUCCCAUUCUCUACUUGCAGAAAGCUCUCCAUCUGCGGAUCUUUUAUCUGAUGUGAGGGAGGAUAGAGAACUUCAUGGGGAUAAUUUCUUGGGACAAGAAACACCUCUGACUAGCGUAAAAUCAAUUGAUCACAUUGAACUUCUAAGGGAGCAGCAAAAGAUUUUGUCUGGAGAGGUGGCACUCCAUUCAAGUGCUCUGAAGCGGUUGUCCGAGGAGGCCGCAAGAAACCCCCAGAAGGAUCAGAUUCAUGUGGAGAUGAAAAGGUUGAAAGAUGAAAUCAAGGAGAAGAAUGAACAAAUAGCUUUUCUGGAUAAGCAAAUUGCUGAUUCCAUUAAUGCCUCACACAACCAGAUGGAUCAAUUGGAAUUAUCACAAUCUGUUUCUGUAUUGAUGGAGCAAUUGAAUGAGAAGUCGUUUGAACUUGAGGUUAAAGCUGCAGAUAAUCGUAUAAUCCAAGAGCAGCUCAACCAAAAGAUCGGUGACUGUGAAGGAUUGCACGACACAAUUGCCUCCUUGAAGCAACAGCUCUCCGAUGCACUAGAGUUAAGAAAUUCUAAUCCUGCAAUCAGUUAUUCACAACAAUUUACUGAAACAAAGAGCUCCCAUGGAGAACUUGGCUCAGACAAAGGGAUUGCAACAUCGAAUGAUACAAGCGAAGGGUUGCUUUUACAAGCACAGAUUGAACAACUGAAACAUAGAGUGGAAGAACUGACAGAAUCAAAAGAACAGCUAGAGCUUCGGAACCAGAAACUGGCAGAGGAGAGUUCAUAUGCCAAAGGGUUAGCCUCAGCAGCUGCUGUUGAGCUCAAGGCAUUGUCAGAAGAAGUUGCCAAGCUGAUGAACCAUAAUGAGAGACUAGCUGCUGAACUGGCCGCAUCUAAGAACUCGCCGGCUCAGCGUAGAACUAGUCCUGCACUCAGAAAUGGCCGGAGAGAUAGUUACAAUAAGCGCAACGAUCAAGGUGGGCAAGUCUCGGAUAUCAAGAGAGAACUGGCCAUGAGCAGGGAGAGAGAGGUUUCAUAUGAAGCUGUUCUUUUAGAGAAGGAUCAAAGAGAGGGUGAGCUUCAAAGGAAGGUGGAGGAAUCCAAGCAAAGAGAAGCUUAUCUGGAAAACGAACUUGCCAACAUGUGGGUUCUUGUCGCGAAAUUAAAAAAAUCCCAUGGUGCUGAAAUUGAUCUUUCUGAGUCAACAAGAGAGACUCAGCGAGUUGAUGGUUUUGGUAUUUGACAUGAUCAACCAAUGAUAAUACUAAUGGUAACGGUUUUGGGAUUUAAAAUGAUCCCAUAAUGGACUUGGGCGUCGGAUUGGUUUUGAGAGAGGUUUGUAGAGAUUGGUGUGCAUGGUAGGAAAGUCCUGUUUGUGUAUAUAUAACAAAUGAAAGCUUUUUUCUUGGCGAUUUCCCCACUUAUAUUGUAUCUAAAUUCUAACACGAUUUUUCUUUUGGUAAAUUAUACUUUAUCCA